Necator americanus (New World hookworm) is the source of this 261-nucleotide messenger RNA. RefSeq lists its product as uncharacterized. Lineage: Eukaryota; Metazoa; Nematoda; Chromadorea; Rhabditida; Ancylostomatidae. The record is from RefSeq and is a predicted model, not a curated record. The transcript has a single exon. Bases 1 to 261 code for a protein of 86 amino acids.
AUGGUGGUCUUCCAAUCGACAGUAUACACAACCUUUUACAACUGUGACAAUCCGAAGUUUUAUCUCGAGACAUUUGCAGGAUCUGAACAUCCUUCACCAGCGUUUCUUGAAUGUCCUGCAGAUAGUGCAGCUGUCACUGUGAAGACGACCUUUUAUGUCACGAAAGGCACACUUCAAGAAGCGAUCUCGAUUACGCAGACUGCUAUAUUGGUAGUAAACGCGGAUCGGCGUCUGAAGUCCAUUUUUAAUUUGGCCAAGUAG